Messenger RNA from Lachancea dasiensis, 1452 nucleotides. NCBI's taxonomy places the organism in Eukaryota, Fungi, Ascomycota, Saccharomycetes, Saccharomycetales, Saccharomycetaceae. The record is from the annotation of a GenBank genome assembly.
AUGCUCUUCAUCUCUAAGCGGCGGCUGCGAAUUCUUGCUCUUGUGCUUGGGAUUGGCCUGCUUGUUUCUUUGAGCGCUAGAGCUGUUGUGCAGUUCCAGUUGGGACAGGAAAUUGAACAUUAUAGAACGUUCUUUAAAACGCACAAGGACAACAUUCACGAUAUAUUCGAUCCAUUGAGCAUCAAACAAAUUCCAUAUGAGACAAUAAAUGCUUUAUAUGAGAGUCGAAAGGCUGAAGGCAGCUCGCGAAAAAGCACGAUUGCGUGGGACAAUUAUGCGUACGUCAACUAUGUGACAGAGCCGGAGUAUCUCUGUAACACUGUCAUGCAAUUCAAAAGACUCAAAGAACUAAAGACUAAGGCUAAACUUGUCGCUUUAAUUUCUAGAGACUUGGUCGAAUCAGAAAACGAAGACAAGCGCCAAACUGCUGAAAAACUCAUCGCCAAAUUGAGUGAACUAGCCCCUGAGCAAGUGAUUGUUAAGACUGUUGAUAACAUCGUCAAACCCGAGGAUUCGUCGCCCUGGAAAAAAAGUCUCACAAAGCUACUAGUUUUCAACCAGACUGAAUUUGACCGUAUAAUUUAUCUCGACAGCGAUGCUGCUGUAUACAGUAACAUGGAUGAGCUAUUCUUCCUUCCCUCAUAUGUUACUUUUGCUGCCCCUUUGACCUACUGGUUUUUGUCAGACUCAGACUUGGAGGAAGCUAAAGCUGAGAUCCGUGCUGCCGAUAAGGCUACCGUAAAAUUGGAGAACAUUAUCAAUAGUGUUAAUACUCGGGUUAGAAAGGGUCAACAGAUUUACAAUCACUUGCCAGUUCUGCCCUCUUCCUUGGUAUUUCACUCUAGUAAUGUUGGGAAGGAAAUAUUGGACUCCACUUCUUCAGCAUCACCUUUAUUCAGAUUAGGUAGUGGCACUCGCAGAGCAAAAGUGAGGUUUUCAUCCAAUUUGAUGGUGAUAACUCCGAAAACUGGCACAUUUGAUAGUAUUGUACAAUACUUGCUUCCUGUGGCAAGCAGGCAGAAGGACCAAUACGAUAUUGAUUUGAUUAACAAUAAACUAUACAACCUAAAAGCGAUAAUUCAUGAGCAGUUUUUGCUUUUUCGCAAACUCAAAUCCGCUUUCACGCCAGAGGUGAUGGUCCUACCCUUUAGGGAAUACGGUCUUCUUUCGAGUUCCAUUAAGAACAAAAUGCACCAUGAGUUGCUCGCUAACGAACUCUUAGGUUAUGAGGGGGGGCUAGCUUCCUCUGAAUCGUCAUGGAAAGAACUUGUUAAAAAAUCAAAAUAUAUUCAUUACUCAGAUUGGCCUGUGAGCAAACCAUGGCUUUAUGCUAAAUUUGAUCAACUUGAAUGUCACCCCGAAACUAAUGCGGACGAGGAGAAGGAAAUGUGCGAAGUUUGGAACUCGGUUUAUCGAGACUACUGGGACUCUAGGUACAUUUGCCAGCUAUAA